AUGGACAUUUCGCCUGGGAUCACCGAGUGUGAAGAACACAACAUCCUCUCUUCGUAUCUGGCGGAUCCAGACAAGACAGAUGCCACACUGGAGCGCCUCACAACGUGCGCAACCUCCUCACUCUCCAAGGGCGAGCUCGAAACACAGCUGCGCAGAUUGUGGAACAGCUUUCUAUACCUCUCCAGUCAGCAACCGCACUCUUCAAAACAACAAGACUCGCUCGUCAAGCUUCUACAAGUUCUGACCACCAAUUCCUCUACGCUCAAAGACACCAAUGGUAGAGGAGUCGAGGUUGAUGGCAGCAAAGUCUGGCGUGGUCUUCCUCUCUUCGGCCAACAAGCCCGCGAAUGCUGGAACUUCCCUAGUGACAAAGAGGUGGAUACUAAGACCAGAGAUGUGUGGAUCAAUGUCAAUGCAUUCGUCGCACGCUUGACUGCUGCCGCUAUCAACGAGCAUGGUGGUGAGAGACAAGGUUACAGCCCUCUCGACUAUUCUCUCUACGGCAUAUGGAGUCUGAGAAGUGCACUCGAGGAGAAGCGGGAGAACCUGCCUGGCAAAACCACAGUCGAUGCUUCGGUAGGUGCUGUUGCAGUAUGGAUUGUUUAUGCUGGUCCUACGCUUAGAGGUCUCUCAGAAAGCAACAAGACUUAUAGUGGCAAGGUUGCAAAGCCAGGCUCCAAGUUCAAGGAUCAGGAGUGGAGAGGCUAUACCAAGGACAGAUGGCAAUCGUGGAAGGAAGAGCUCGCCCAGGCAAAGAGCCUCGUGCAGGAUGACGGUAUACAAAAUCUCGUGCAACAAGCAUUAGAAAUCAUCAAGCAAUAG
Aureobasidium musti is the source of this 822-nucleotide messenger RNA. The record is from the annotation of a GenBank genome assembly. NCBI's taxonomy places the organism in Eukaryota, Fungi, Ascomycota, Dothideomycetes, Dothideales, Saccotheciaceae.